This is a messenger RNA of Fusarium mangiferae, 471 nucleotides long. RefSeq lists its product as uncharacterized. The transcript has 2 exons. Bases 1 to 471 code for a protein of 156 amino acids. Gene Ontology annotation, biological process: DNA repair. The record is from RefSeq and is a predicted model, not a curated record. Lineage: Eukaryota; Fungi; Ascomycota; Sordariomycetes; Hypocreales; Nectriaceae. Gene Ontology annotation, molecular function: 8-oxo-7,8-dihydroguanosine triphosphate pyrophosphatase activity; 8-oxo-GDP phosphatase activity; 8-oxo-dGDP phosphatase activity.
AUGUCUUCCAACGAACGCCCCACCAGCUACGACAUUCCUCAGAUGAAUGGCACUAUGGGGAUUCUGGUUCGCGGCGAAGACGUUCUCAUCCUAGAAAGGAGACUCAAAACUCGAGAAGUAUCAGAGAAAACGGGCCGCCAGUAUUCUGUGCCAAUAGAUUCUUGGGCAUUUCCAGGCGGUAAGGUCGAUAACGGUGAAACUCCAGAAGAGGCUGUUGUGCGUGAGUUCGAAGAGGAAGUCGGCUUGAAGGUGAAAAUUUGUCCCAUUGGGGACGAACCCCUCUGGGUCGUAACAGACGAUUGGCUAGCUAAACCUUGGCGUUGCCACUUCUAUAUCCUUGAACAGAUAGAUCCUGAUCAACGACCAGAGGUUAGUACUUAUGGAGCUCUCCACAGUUUCUCAUUUAUCUUGGCAGCAAGAACCUUUACAGCAGCUAACAUAUCUUUCUGUACAGCUGAAGGAGCCACAUAA